CGUGGGUUGCGGCGUGUGGUUGUGGGGCCGGCCAACGGUGGCCGGCCCCCCGGGUCUGAGGGGCUUGGGCCCACAUUUUGCAAGCAGACGUGAAGAAAGCCUGCCCUUCCCCGUGGGUUGCGGCGUGUGGGCGUGGGGCCGGCCAACGGUGGCCGGCCCCCCGGGUCAGAGGGGCUUGGGCCCACAUUUCCUUUUUUUUGGUCUUCUCUCUCUUUCUCUGGGAAGGGUGCCGGCCAACGGUGGCCGGCCUAGUAUUUUAAAGUGUGGGCCUUUUUGGCGGUGGCUUUUUCUGUCUUUUCUUUGGUCUUUGCUGCCUCUCGGCCUACGUGGCCGAGUUUCCCCGAUGUACCGCCUCUCUCUUCUCUCGCCGGCUGUCGUUCUUUAGCCCUUUAUGCUAUUUUGCACAGAAGCCUCCUUUGGGGCGGUGUCCUCUGGUUUUUUUUCUCUCUCUCUCUCUCUCUCAGGGAUGCGUGCCGGCAAACAUUGGCCGGCCCGGCUUAAUGUAUGGGCCUUGUCGCCUGUGGCUUUUUUCUUUCUUUUCUUUUCUUUUCUUUUCUUUUUGCUGCCUCUCGGCCUACGUGGCCGAGUUUCCCCCGAUGCACCGCCUCUCUCUUCUCUCUCGGCUGUCGUUCUUUAGCCCUUUAUGCGAGUUUGCACCGAAGCCUCCUUUGGGGCGACGGCCCCUCUUUCUUCCUGUCUGGGAAUCGUGCGGGCCAACGGUGGCCGGCCUAGUAUUUUAUAGUGUGGGCCUUUUUGGCGGUGGCUUUUUCUGUCUUUUCUUUGGUCUUUGCUGCCUCUCGGCCUACGUGGCCGAGUUUCCCCGAUGUACCGCCUCUCUCUUCUCUCGCCGGCUGUCGUUCUUUAGCCCUUUAUGCUAUUUUGCACAGAAGCCUCCUUUGGGGCGGUGUCCUCUGGUUUUUUUUCUCUCUCUCUCUCUCUCUCAGGGAUGCGUGCCGGCAAACAUUGGCCGGCCCGGCUUAAUGUAUGGGCCUUGUCGCCUGUGGCUUUUUUCUUUCUUUUCUUUUCUUUUCUUUUCUUUUUGCUGCCUCUCGGCCUACGUGGCCGAGUUUCCCCCGAUGCACCGCCUCUCUCUUCUCUCUCGGCUGUCGUUCUUUAGCCCUUUAUGCGAGUUUGCACCGAAGCCUCCUUUGGGGCGACGGCCCCUCUUUCUUCCUGUCUGGGAAUCGUGCGGGCCAACGGUGGCCGGCCUAGUAUUUUAUAGUGUGGGCCUUUUUGGCGGUGGCUUUUUCUGUCUUUUCUUUGGUCUUUGCUGCCUCUCGGCCUACGUGGCCGAGUUUCCCCGAUGUACCGCCUCUCUCUUCUCUCGCCGGCUGUCGUUCUUUAGCCCUUUAUGCUAUUUUGCACAGAAGCCUCCUUUGGGGCGGUGUCCUCUGGUUUUUUUUCUCUCUCUCUCUCUCUCUCAGGGAUGCGUGCCGGCAAACAUUGGCCGGCCCGGCUUAAUGUAUGGGCCUUGUCGCCUGUGGCUUUUUUCUUUCUUUUCUUUUCUUUUCUUUUCUUUUUGCUGCCUCUCGGCCUACGUGGCCGAGUUUCCCCCGAUGCACCGCCUCUCUCUUCUCUCUCGGCUGUCGUUCUUUAGCCCUUUAUGCGAGUUUGCACCGAAGCCUCCUUUGGGGCGACGGCCCCUCUUUCUUCCUGUCUGGGAAUCGUGCGGGCCAACGGUGGCCGGCCUAGUAUUUUAUAGUGUGGGCCUUUUUGGCGGUGGCUUUUUCUGUCUUUUCUUUGGUCUUUGCUGCCUCUCGGCCUACGUGGCCGAGUUUCCCCGAUGUACCGCCUCUCUCUUCUCUCGCCGGCUGUCGUUCUUUAGCCCUUUAUGCUAUUUUGCACAGAAGCCUCCUUUGGGGCGGUGUCCUCUGGUUUUUUUUCUCUCUCUCUCUCUCUCUCAGGGAUGCGUGCCGGCAAACAUUGGCCGGCCCGGCUUAAUGUAUGGGCCUUGUCGCCUGUGGCUUUUUUCUUUCUUUUCUUUUCUUUUCUUUUCUUUUUGCUGCCUCUCGGCCUACGUGGCCGAGUUUCCCCCGAUGCACCGCCUCUCUCUUCUCUCUCGGCUGUCGUUCUUUAGCCCUUUAUGCGAGUUUGCACCGAAGCCUCCUUUGGGGCGACGGCCCCUCUUUCUUCCUGUCUGGGAAUCGUGCGGGCCAACGGUGGCCGGCCUAGUAUUUUAUAGUGUGGGCCUUUUUGGCGGUGGCUUUUUCUGUCUUUUCUUUGGUCUUUGCUGCCUCUCGGCCUACGUGGCCGAGUUUCCCCGAUGUACCGCCUCUCUCUUCUCUCGCCGGCUGUCGUUCUUUAGCCCUUUAUGCUAUUUUGCACAGAAGCCUCCUUUGGGGCGGUGUCCUCUGGUUUUUUUUCUCUCUCUCUCUCUCUCUCAGGGAUGCGUGCCGGCAAACAGUGGCCGGCCCGGCUUAAUGUAUGGGCCUUGUCGCCUGUGGCUUUUUUCUUACUUUUCUUUUCUUUUCUUUUCUUUUUGCUGCCUCUCGGCCUACGUGGUCGGGUUUCCCACGAUGCACCGCCUCUCUCUUCUCUCGCCGGCUGUCGUUCUUUACCCCUUUAUGCGAUUUUGCACAGAAGCCUCCUUUGGGGCGGCGGCCCCUCUUUCUUCCUCACAGGGAAGCGUGCCGGCCAACGGUGGCACGCCUAGUAUUUCAACGUGUGGGCCUUGUCGGCCUAUGUGGUCGACGUGUUUCCCACGAUGCACCGCCUCUGUCUUCUCUCGCGGCUGUCGUUCUUUACCCCUUGGUGCAAUCUUGCACAGAACCCUUCUUUGGGGCGGCGGCCUCUAUUUCUUCCACUCAGGGAAGCUUGCCGGCCAACGAUGGCCGGCCUAGUAUUUCAGUGUGUGGGCCUUGCCGGAUGUGGCUUAUUCUUUCUUUUCUUUUAUUUUCAUGAAAUCAGCGGGGGAGGAUGGGCGGGUUGUGUUUCCACAGAACACCACUCAAAGAAACAGUUAGCGGUAUCCUAUACUGUUCUAAAUUGCUCGACAACAUAAUGAUAGAAUCAUAGAAACAUGGCACCAAACAUCAUAUAAUCAUAAAGCUAGAAGAGACCAUCCAGUCCAACGCCAUUCUGCCAUGCAAAAACAAUAUACAGUAGAGUCUCAGUCAUCCAACACUCGCUUAUCCAAUGUUCUGGAUUAUCCAACUUAUUUUUGUAGUCAAUGUUUUCAAUAUAUUGUGAUAUUUUGUUGCUAAAUUCGUCAUUACUACGUAAUAUUACUGCGUAUUGAACUACCUUUUCUGUCUAAUUUGCUGUUAAACAAGAUUUUAUGGGGCUUAAUUUGUAAAAUAACCUAAUUUGCUGUUCAAAGGGCUUUUCCUUAAUGUCUCCUUAUCAUCCAACAUAUUUGCUUAUCCAACGUUCUGCUGGCCCGUUAAUGUUGGAUAAGCGAGACUCUACUGUAUCCAGAAAUAUCUGGUGCUGUAACCGAUAUAUCAUUUACCGUCCCGGAAUACUAGCCAGAUGGCCCAUGAAUGGUCACAAAAGUCAUAGAAAUAUGGUCACAGAAGUCAUGGAAUAAUAGAAACAUGGUCCCUAAAGUCAUAGACUCAAAGAAACAAGUAACAGAAUCAUCCCAAAAGUCCUAGAAUCCUAAAAUGAUAGAAUCAUAGAGUCAUGGCGCCAAACAUCAUAGAAUCAUAAAGGUAGAAGAGACCAUCCAGUCCAAUGCUAUUCUGCCAUGCAAAAGCAAUAUAACACUCUUGCAGGCUUCAUCAUUACUGGAUCCGUCCUUCAGGACUUUGGCAAACGUUGGAUGUGCAAUGUUGCUAUUUCAUCCAAGGCAGAAAUUCAACUCAUUCUUGGAUGGACAAACAGAACCACAACUGCUAACGUUCCCUUAAGGCAGUGUUUCUCAACCUGUGGAUCUCCAGGUGUUUUUACCUACAAGUCCCAGAAAUCCCAGCCAUUUUACCAGCUGUUAGGAUUUCUGGGAGUUGAAGGCCAAAACAUCUGGGGACCCACAAGUCGAGAACCACUGCCUCAAGGGAGAAACUGUGGCAUUACCUCCGAAGUUAAAAAAUUGGAAAAACCAAACUCUUCCUUGAAAAGCUGUGAUUGUCUAGACAUGUGGGGGUUAAAUCUAGGGCAAAGGAGUGUAAAAAUAGAUGGGAGGGUCCAAUGUGAAAGGUUUGGAACCCCUCCCCUUAUAUAUAAAACAAAGACUCCGCCUCCAAUAUGUGGCAUUCAGUGUGUGUCCACACCAGGGUAGAAUUGGCACCAUGCUCUCCAGAUCAGCCAUGCACGUGCCACAUUAUGCCCCUUCCAUGUUCAGGGAGUUUGACAGAUGGAAGGGCUAUCUGAGCCUUGCGAAAGUGGUUACGGAGAUCAUCGCGGAACGCAAGAAGGUCCCAUUUCCAUCUCAGAGUUUGGACACAAUGGAGUACGACAUGCAGCUAGUCCUCAACGAGGACAACUUUGAAACAGCAUCACAAUGGGUUAAUGGAAGCAGUUCCAGCAGCAAGAGCUCCAAAGGUAGUGCCAAUGGCCAGGCUUCCCAAAACAAGGAGAUUUGCAAUUUCUGCAAACACAACGGGGAAUCCAAGCAGGUCUAUUCGUCCCACCGGCUGAAGGGGAUGGACGGCACCGUGGAGUGCCCCAUCUUGCGCAAAUACACCUGUCCGCUCUGCGGUGCCACGGGCAAAAAGGCCCAUACUUUAAAAUACUGCCCACUGAGCCAAGGGAAGAGGUCGCUGUAUCGCAAGUGCGGACGUAACUCGGCUGGACGCAAGGUGAGGAGAUAAGAAGAUCAGGAGAAGACCGAAGCAUUUAUUCUUAGUUUUAGUUUGACUUUGUAAAAGAACAACAUUUGAUUUCGAGCAUCAUUAACACUCUUUACAUUUCCUCCCACUUUGUUUCAGGUUUGGAGAAUGGAAGCCCAAUUCUCUUAGACUACAUUUAUGUGUCAGUUGCCUAGUGUGAUGAUUCAUGGGCCCUGCAGUCCUAUUCCUGACAGUAUUGUGGCAGAUGAGGAGGAAAAUAUGGAGUUUUCCCCAGAUUUCCGGUCGGAGUCAGAGCCUUGGCAGCUGCCUGAAGUUCUAGUCCAAGAACCAAUUAAACCUGACCUUGGUGGGAACUCUCCCCCUUAUGGGAGAAAACAGGCUUACACGACUGAUAGAGGAUCGAGAGAAAAAUUUAGAAGUAGUGCUCGCCUUGCUGCCAAAUAUGCCACUGAUUAGAAGUAUUUCCCCUGAGAAAAUACGGGGAGUCUUGCACCUGCAAGCUGGUUUCCUUCGCUCCCUGUUCUCUAGGGAAAGUGAUUGUUGUUUGGGGAAACGAGACCCAAUAUAGGGAAAUUGCGCGAAGGAUUCCUUGCGGAGUCAAUUCGUCAGCUCCUGGAGAGAGGUCAUGUGUGUGUGGACUUCGAAUCCUGUUCCUUGCCUCCUGAAUCUAGUUCCAAGCCUUGUCCUCGUCUCACGGAUUUACCACAGAUCUUGUUCCAUGCUUCAAGUUGCUUUGCCUUUAGCCACAGCUCCAGCCACGUUCCAAGUAACUUUCAGCCUUGUGUCAAGCUUCAUUGGAUUCAAGACUUUUUCUGUUUUCCCAACGCUUUGCUUGGCAAAGCGUGUGUUGCGGUUAUUGGAUUAUAAUCUUUGGACUCUAAUAUUUCAUAUUGGACAAUAAUCUGCUGGACUAUAUUUGGCCUCAUUUGAAAGGUCUGCUUCUGAACUUUAUUCUACACUUGUUUUUAUUGACUUUAUAUAUUCCUUUAAUAAAGAUAUUAGAUAGAAUCUGGCCUCAGUGUAUGGUUAUUGGUGCCCAGCAGCCUAUAUCCUGACACCUUGUAUCAUGCUUUUUUAUACAUAUAAUCAUGUUUUUUACAUAUGUAAUAUCACGUUCCUUUGACAUCUGUAAUUGCCUUAUAUCAUAUUUUAUAUUGUGUUUUAUAUAUGCAGUUACUUUACAUGUUUCUUUUAUGUAUGGAUGUAUAAUUUUUACAUGUUUAAUUAUAUUAUUUGCAACUAUAAUUGCCUAAUAUCAUGCUUCUUUUAUAUAUGCAAUGACAUCAUGUUUAUUUAACGUAUAUAAGUGCCUUAUAUCAUGUCCGGGUUAUCAUGUGUGUCUCCAGAGGGAUGCAGCCCUAUCCUUUGCAGGGAAAAUAUAGAAAUAUCUUCUAAAUGGCUACUGUCUAGAAUUUUGUUUUGUAAAGAAAGGAAAAGUUUAUAUGCUAUUGGAAAGAAAGAUACUAUUUUAUGUUUAAAUUUUGGAAAGGAAUAGAAUUGGUUAUUAUUACUGUGGUCUAACCUUCAAUUGUUUGCAAGUUGUUCUAAAGUUUGGAUCGUAGAGUUUAAUAAACAGAGUUUAUGGUUUUGGCAUCAAAACUGUUCAUGUUGUGCUUAAAUGGGAUUGAAUUUUCUUUAAUUUGUGGCCCAUAAUAGGCUGGUUAUAAGCCUGAUCUGGAAGGCAGCCAAGGCAAAGACCAUUGAGCUGCUGAACUUGCAGACUGAAAGGUCCCAGGUUCAAAUCCCGGGAGCAGAGUGAGCGCCCGCUGUUAGCUCCAGCUUCUGCCAACCUAGCAGCUUGAAAACAUGCCAAUGUGAGUAGAUGAAUAGGUACCGCUGUGGCGGGAAGGUA
Molecule: messenger RNA, 6582 nt
Organism: Anolis carolinensis (green anole)
Lineage: Eukaryota; Metazoa; Chordata; Lepidosauria; Squamata; Anolidae
Exons: 2
Coding region: 501-2840 (779 amino acids)
Source: RefSeq, a predicted model, not a curated record